GCUGCUUUCCCAUUCCAAUCGGCAAGGCGCAACAUGGCGGACUAGGAGAGGCGGCACGACAGCGCCCGGAUACAGAGAGUAAAACGCGGGAUACAGGCACCCGGCGCUGCACUGAGCACAAAAACGGAUCUUCGUGGAAAAGAAGAGGGAGAAGGACGAAAAACAGGACACUUUAUGAAUUGUUUGGACAUGUAAUUUUGCGCCAGGUUCCGAGCGGGCCGUGUACAGCGCAACCUCGGCACUCGGGGUGAGGAGGAGUCCGGGGCCGGGACAUCGAGUGCUGGAUACCAACUUCACAAACCCCCGCUCUUCAGUGCAGAUUAUACCGGUGUACAGUGUGUGGAAACGGGCGCUGAGGCAGUCACGGUGCGAAUGAGUGAGUGAUGCAGAGCACUUUUUUGCAGUAGCACGGAGGAAAAAAUGCUUCAUAUUAGGAGAAAAAGGUGUGGAGGCUGCUGAUUGGAUGCUCGUCAUUAAAAAUCCGAAGUUAAAGCAGUCAGGGCAGUAUGGCUCUGUGUCCCCUGCUCCUGUUGUUUGCCUUGGCCUCUGGUUGGGCCCAGCAACCCCCCGAGGUCUCAGAUCAGAGUCAGAAUGUGACGCCCACACCUCUAAUAAUUCCUCCUCCCACAGCACACAACCUCACUCAUGACCCCGCCCCUUCAGCCACAACCCCGCAAACCAAGCAACCUGUUGUUAUUUCAACCGCGAAAGUACCAGGAAAGAUGCCAGAUCUAGGGGUCUCGGGGCCCUCUUCUACCAAUAUUCUGCCUCCCGACACCAAUCAUACCAGUGAUCCGAUCCCUGCGCCUACCACCGUUGGAGGAGGAGUGACGGAGAACAAAAGCAUAACUUUACCUCCCCCAACCACGCCCGUUCCUUCUACAACUAAGGCCCCUUCUCCUACCGCCCUCUCCACCAAUCCUGGUUCUUAUAGUAACACGACCCCAAAUGCGAGUCUUUCUCCUACUGUUAAACCCAGUAUGACCACUAAGCUGCCUGAAAUCAGCACAACACAGUUCACCAGCAUUCCUCCAGGUGGAGGUGGUGAAGAUACAGCAAUCAUUGCUGUGACGGUGGCCUUAUCGUCUCUGCUGGUCAUCAUCUUCAUCAUCAUCGUCCUCUACAUGCUCAGGUUUAAGAAGUACAAGCAGGCAGGAAGCCACUCGAACUCCUUCAGACUGACCAAUGGCAGGACGGAUGACACAGAGCUUCAGAGCGUGCCACUAUUGGCCCGCUCGCCCAGCACAAACAGGAAGUAUCCGCCACUUCCAGUGGACAAGCUCGAGGAGGAAAUGAACCGUCGCAUGGCCGAUGACAAUAAACUCUUCCGGGAGGAAUUCAAUGCGUUGCCAGUUUGCCCAAUCCAGGCCUCAUGUGAUGCCGCCUCCAAAGAGGAGAACAAGGAAAAGAACCGCUACGUCAACAUUCUACCCUAUGAUCACUCCAGGGUCCAUCUCUCCCCUCUAGAGGGCGUCCCAGACUCAGAUUUCAUCAACGCUUCUUACAUUAAUGGCUAUCAGGAGAAGAACAAAUUUAUAGCUGCCCAAGGGCCGAAAGAGGAGACGGUGAACGACUUCUGGAGAAUGAUCUGGGAGCAGAACACUGCCACCAUCGUCAUGGUGACCAACCUGAAGGAGAGGAAGGAGUGUAAGUGUGCUCAGUACUGGCCGGAUCAGGGCUGCUGGACGUAUGGGAACAUCCGUGUUUCUGUGGAGGACAUGACCGUGCUGGUGGACUACACCAUACGCAAGUUCUGCAUUCAGCAGGUGGGGGAUGUAUCAGGGAAGAAGCCCCAGAGGCUGGUGACUCAGUUCCAUUUCACCAGCUGGCCAGAUUUUGGUGUGCCCUUUACCCCCAUUGGAAUGCUUAAGUUCCUUAAAAAGGUUAAAGCGUGCAACCCACAGUAUGCUGGGCCCAUAGUGGUGCACUGCAGCGCGGGUGUCGGGAGGACGGGGACCUUCAUCGUAAUCGAUGCGAUGUUGGACAUGAUGGCUGCCGAGAGGAAGGUGGAUGUGUUCGGCUUCGUCACAAGGAUCCGAGCCCAGCGGUGCCAGAUGGUCCAGACCGAUAUGCAGUACGUAUUUAUUUUCCAGGCUCUGUUGGAACACUACCUGUAUGGAGACACAGAGCUGGAGGUUACCUCUCUAGAGUCUCACCUGGCCAAACUCUACACUCCUUUACCAGGAGCUGGUUGUGGUGGACUGGAGGCAGAGUUUAAGAAGCUGACCUCUAUAAAGAUCCAGAAUGAUAAAAUGAGAACAGGGAACCUUCCCGCCAACAUGAAGAAGAACCGUGUGCUGCAGAUCAUUCCAUACGAGUUUAAUCGAGUGAUCGUUCCUGUAAAGCGCGGUGAGGAGAACACAGACUAUGUCAAUGCCUCCUUCAUUGACGGCUACAGGCAAAAGGACUCGUACAUGGCGAGUCAGGGCCCACUGCAGCACACCAUCGAGGACUUCUGGAGGAUGAUCUGGGAGUGGAGGAGCUGCUCUAUUGUGAUGCUCACUGAACUGGAGGAGAGAGGACAGGAGAAGUGUGCUCAGUACUGGCCCACUGAUGGAGUGAUGGUGUGUGGUGAUAUGUCCAUUGAAAUGAAGAGAGAGGAGGAAUGUGAGAGUUACACUGUCCGAGAUCUACUCGUCACCAACACCAGAGAGAAUAAAUCUCGUGCUGUGCGUCAGUUCCACUUUCACGGCUGGCCUGAGGUGGGGAUCCCAGCCGACGGUAAAGGCAUGAUCAACAUCAUUGCCGCUGUGCAGAAACAGCAGCAGCAGUCUGGAAACCACCCAAUCACAGUGCACUGCAGCGCCGGCGCAGGUCGUACGGGCACAUUUUGCGCUUUGAGCACUGUUCUGGAGCGUGUGAAGGCAGAGGGCAUUCUAGACGUCUUUCAGACAGUGAAGAGCCUGCGACUGCAGAGACCACACAUGGUGCAGACACUGGAGCAGUAUGAAUUUUGCUACAAAGUGGUCCAGGAAUACAUCGAUGCCUUUUCCGACUAUGCCAACUUUAAGUAGGGUCCCUACUGAGUGAGUGACGUCCACAGCCUCUCACACACAGUUACACACGCAAGCUCAGCACUGGACUGGCUGCAAUCGCAGAAAAGGGAACAAGGACAGAGGAGGAUGAGAGGGAUGGCAAUUUUUUUCAGAAGAGGACAAAAAAAAAAUGCCUUCUUGAGUAUUUUGUAAUUUUGUGUAUUGUCUUUUUUUUUUUUUGCCAGUGUAAAUACACUUCCCCCAUCAUUUAUUUGUUUUUAGAUGCAAGUUUUAGAGUGACCUUUUUUCCUGAUGUAGUUUACAGGAAUAUGAAUAUAAACAUAGUUUUAUGACUCUGAAUUGGUUUUGAGUUGAACAGCUGGACCAUCCUUUUUUGCCCCUCGUUUUGAGUGUUGGAGACUUGACCACUCGAACCUGUUACACUUUUGCUUGCAGCCGUAUUUUUUUUGGCUCACUUACACAAGUAACACAACACAACCUAUAUUCCUUUGUGUUUUCUUAAAAAUCUACAGUGCAUUGACCACGUCUGUGCCGGAGAACCCAGAGUGAGUUGUUCCUCCUUCUACAUAAGCAGCAGUGUAUCGGAUGAGGUACUAUACAGUCCCAGUUCCUCACGGAGGACCAGUUCGAAACACGUUAUUUAAGUCUUAGGAAAAACUGUUUUGGACACUGUUAAAGCAUUUGGGCACCAUUUUUCCUUCAGCACAAUUGAGUGUCAGUUCUUAUAAAUAUGUUUGGGUUCCGAGAGAGAGGCUUCUCAAAAAUGUCUGAACAGGUGCUUCUUUUCAUACCAAUACAAAAUCUUUGCUGAAAUGACUCUGCUGUCAGACAAACGGUCAUCAGAAAGAAUGUGUGAAUAAAAUAUCUUGGCCUUUUUUACUUCUCAGACCAAACCUUAAAAAUAAAUUUUUUAACCCUGACUGGUAGUUCAGUCAGUCUUGAGGUGUUUACGAGUUUAAUACGUUGUCAUAUGUGUACCAAGAGACUUGGACAUUUCUCCUCAUGAGCAAGAGUGCAACUAGUGAGGGUGAAGAAAAAAUAAUAAGAAAAGCUAGUUGUUACUGAUUAUCAUGACAGAAUGUGGCAUGGUUCUGUUUGCAUCCUUCUGUCUGGCCCUUCUUACUUUAUUUCAUUAUGAGCACUUUUGUGUGAAGCAGUCCUUUAACACUCCACUGAGCCAGUCAACCGGAUAACUACCAAGAACCUUUCUUUCUUUCUUUCUUUCUGUCUUUCUGUCUUUCUGUCUUCACUAAUCACUUCACUUGUUUACAUUGCUUUUGAGGUGCAAUUGGAAAGUGCUGCCUUGAUCAAGAGAAACGAAACUGUUCAACGUCACCCAGUUACAGCAAAAUGUUUCCUCUUUGCAAGGGGUCAAAGGCCACUGUUGAGCAGCUGUGAAUAAACCGAUAAACCCCCAAACUUUCUUGACCAACGAGCGCGUGUAAAUUGCUCCUCGACUAACAGAACACUUACACAGCAAAGUGUGAAUGUUCAGCUCGCUUCUGUCUGCUGGUGAAUGUUUGAAAUUAGCGCUGUAUCUAAACUCCAUGGUCGUCCGAGUCAGAGCCUGCACACUGCUGAUGAGGAAGUGAGCCCUGAGGAUAUCAGACUCGUCUUGGUUUACAUCAAUCUGAUUUUUUAUUUUUAUUUUUUUAGUAACUUUUAAAAAAAAAUACAGGGUUAGAUCAGAUUUCCUUACGUAAAGGAAUUCUGGCAUUUUAUUUUCUAAUUCCAGGUUAAUCUCUUCAUCCGUAGUGUAUGCCUGAUACCAAGAUAUUUCCCUUGCAGAACCUGUUCAUUCCUGUAUUAAUUUUAAUAUGGUCUAAUGGCAGUUAAAUAAGAUGUUAAACUAUGAAACUAACCUAUUUACUACAGAUAAGGCGAAUGGUGAUUAGAUAAAUUAAAAACAAACAAAAAACAACAACGCUGGAGUAUUUUUCUUUUUUUUUUUCUUAAUGAAACACUGUGCCAA
Messenger RNA from Hemibagrus wyckioides, 4968 nucleotides. It is a transcript of the gene ptpra, whose product is annotated as protein tyrosine phosphatase receptor type A. The transcript is spliced from 24 exons. Gene Ontology annotation, molecular function: protein tyrosine phosphatase activity. The record is from RefSeq and is a predicted model, not a curated record. Lineage: Eukaryota; Metazoa; Chordata; Actinopteri; Siluriformes; Bagridae. Gene Ontology annotation, biological process: protein dephosphorylation. Bases 507 to 3014 code for a protein of 835 amino acids.